AUUAAUUAUUAUCAUUAUUCUUGCUCCGUUCUCCAUGUCUCCCUUCCCCAUGCUGAAUCCCCCGGGUUGGGCCAAGGACGGCAUUCUCCCGUCGGAUAACCCCCGCUACGGUCCGCCCAUCGACUUCAUCCCCGGCAAAAGAGCAGACCCGCCUACUAUGUACUGUGUCCUACGGAGUCUCUACGGAAUACCUAACGAGCAUUCAUGCCAUGGGGGAUGCUCGUUAUAGACCCGAGCCUCCAGCAGUAGCCAAAAGCUGCGAUCACAAGGAAACUUGACCGAGCGCGGCCCUCGCAAUUGAAUGACACCGAUAUCCAUGUGCUCUGAACUUCCAUAAAAUACCGAUUAAUUAAUUAAUAUCACUACUACGAAUGACUUUGACAACUCCCAGUAUCCAUCCAGUAGUUAUGGAGUAGUUAGUUAACUAGUUAGGAGCUGCAACCCUGCUUAGUCAAAUGGUAUCACGUGCCUUGGCUGUGUGCCCGAGGAAUAGCUCAAAAGAAUCACCGCAGAUUGUUGCCGUUCCCCUUAUCGGAACUCCGUGUUUUUGUAUUUCAUUUCGUUUCUUUCUUUCCGCGUCUUUUCUUCUUUCAUUUUCCUCCUGUUUGGACCCUUUUCUAAACAUUCUCACUUCUUUCCUACCAGAUUCUCAGAAUGUUCAGGUUUGCUCGCAGCAGGCCAGUCACGGCGGCCCUCAGGGCUGCGACGGAGUCUUCUGUCCAAGGCCGAUUUGUUCAGCAAAAGAGAAACCUUGCGAUCCACGAAUACCUAUCUGCGAGACUCCUCAAAUCUGUGAGUGCGAAACCUCUUGAAGAAAACGGGAGCUAGCCAGCUCUCAAAGAGAUGUCGCGGCUGAUGGAAAUGUUAUGCCAAAGUAUGGGGUUGGGGUCCCGAAAGGCGAGGUGGCCCACUCGGCAGAGGAAGCCGAAGCUGUUGCAAAGACCAUUGGCAACAAUGAUAUCGAUAUGGUCAUCAAAGCGCAGGUGCUUGCUGGUGGUCGCGGCAAGGGAACCUUCGAUAAUGGUCUCAAGGGUGGAGUCCGGGUGAUCUACUCUCCUACUGAGGCGAAGAUGUUCGCCGGCCAGAUGAUCGGACAGAAGUUGAUCACAAAGCAAACUGGCGCCCGUGGCCGCCCGUGCAAUGCCGUAUUGAUCUGCGAGCGCAAGUUUGCCCGUCGUGAGUUCUACCUUGCCGUUCUCAUGGACCGUCAGACACAGAGCCCCGUUAUUGUCAGUUCAUCCCAGGGUGGUAUGGACAUCGAGACUGUGGCGAAGGAGGCCCCCGAUGCUAUCAUCACCACUCCAAUUGAUAUCAAUGUCGGCGUGACCGAUGAGAUUGCUCGUAAUAUUGCUACCGAGUUGGGCUUCUCGGAGCAGUGCGUCGAGGAAGCGAAAUCUACGAUUCAGAAUCUGUACAAGCUCUUCAUGGAGAAGGAUGCCACCCAGAUCGAAAUCAACCCCUUGUCAGAGACUUUGGACCAUCAGGUUCUGGCUAUGGAUGCUAAGUUGAGCUUUGAUGACAAUGCGGAGUUCAGACAGAAGGAGAUCUUCUCGUGGAGAGAUACCACGCAGGAGGACCCGGACGAAGUCAAGGCCGCAGAGCACGAAUUGAACUUCAUUAAGCUCGAUGGUGACAUUGGAUGCUUGGUCAACGGUGCAGGUCUUGCUAUGGCCACUAUGGAUAUCAUCAAACUCAACGGAGGCAACCCUGCCAACUUCCUGGAUGUCGGAGGCGGUGCUACUCCCUCGGCCAUCAGAUCUGCUUUUGAGCUUAUUACUAGCGACCCCAAGGUCACCGCCAUCUUUGUCAACAUUUUCGGUGGAAUCGUCAGGUGCGAUGCCAUCGCUCAGGGUUUGAUCCAUGUGGUGAAUGAGAUGAACCUCCGUACACCUAUCGUGGCCCGUCUGCAGGGUACCAACAUGGAGCAGGCUCACAAAUUGAUCAAUGACUCCGGUCUGAGGAUCUUCUCCAUCGAGGACCUUCAAAGUGCUGCAGAGAAAUCUGUCCAGUUCUCGAAGGUGGUCAAGAUGGCCCGCGAUAUUGACGUGGGUGUCGAGUUCACCCUUGGUAUCUAGGUUAGGUGAGGAGAGGCCGUCUUGCGCACCACUUUGACCAGCUGGUCUACUACUAUUCCUGUUAUUUCUUCCACUAUACUUAUCAUGGAGGUUUAGGCAGCUAUUUAGUAGAGCAUCAGGGGAGGUUUCAAAGAGAAGCAAGAGAGAACUUUUCUGAAGAUGGAUAUUGAUAGUUCUCAGUUUUCCUAGGGUCCACGACUGGGCAUUGCUGCGUAUCCUCUCCUUUGUUUCUGGUUAAUUCCGUGGCGGUCAAUAAUGUUUGUUUUGGAAGUUGUACGUAGUUUUGAGCCCUAUUUUCUCCAUUUCCGGUAUUCAUAGAGAAUAAAC
Molecule: messenger RNA, 2402 nt
Organism: Monascus purpureus
Lineage: Eukaryota; Fungi; Ascomycota; Eurotiomycetes; Eurotiales; Aspergillaceae
Source: the annotation of a GenBank genome assembly